GGGAGACUGUGCCGAAAAAGAUCUGUGCGUGCGGGGAGCGGGGGAAAUACGUGGUCGUGUUGUCAAAUAAUAAUCAGCCAUCAUGAUUGAUCGGCGUAGUGUUGUGGAGAACCUCCGCGCUUGCCUCCUUUCCAUAAAAGGAGGCAUAUCAGUGAAGGCUUUAGACCGAGACUACAGAACCUUAGUUGGACAUAGCAUUCCGUACAGAGAACUGGGUUAUUCAUCUUUGGAACAUUUUCUAAAGACUGUUGAAGAUAUGCGAAUUUUCACUGGUUCAAAUGGUGAAUUGAUGUUUGAUACCAUCCCUAAAGAAAACACUGCUCAUUUGGCUGCUUUGGUAGCUAAGCAGAAGUCUGCACCCAAAAAACUGAAAUUUCCAUUGAAGAAUGCUGCGCCAAGCAGAUCACGAAAUUUUCCGCCAGGAAACAAGUGGAAUUCAAAAAAACCUGAAUCGAAGCCUUCCUCUAGAAGACAGCCAAUUACUGUCACACUCAGUGGAAAAGGAGCGCAGUCAAAUAAUCAGUCAAGCUCAGUGGUCCGAACGGUUCAGUCAUCUUGGACACCAGGCCGACCAGACAACUACGAAAAACCACCACGGUUUUCAAGAGGGGGUGCUAUACCUUCACAACAACCAACAGAUGCACACAUUCCAUCACUAUUUGAUAGAGCACCACCAUUGUACCCAGAAUCGCAUUACAGUUUGCCUACAGCUGUUGAUCGUGUUCCAUAUCAGUCUGCUGCAGCACCUAUUGUUUAUGAAGAAUUUUAUAUGCCCCAACAACCUAUUCCACAGUUAUGUGAAAGCUUCAGCCAGUGUGAGGUGACACCUUCUGUGUCAACUCGUGUGCGACCUCCCAUUACACCUGUACGGCCUCCUGCUGCGCCUGUGCGACCGCCUCUUACACCUGCGAGACCUCCUGUUACACCUGCGACACCUCCUAUGACACAUCUUAAAGAAACAUUGCGGAAGGCUAGAAAUAAAGUGCAACCAUCUGUCAUUAUUGAGUCAUUCUUGCCUCGCAGAGGAAGUGGGUCUGAGAAGCUAUACACAGAUAAACUGCAUGAAUAUGCUGUGCAGCAAGGCCUGGGGGAACCAUCAUACAAAUUAGUACCUCGUAAACCGAAAGGAGAACCAUUUGUUUAUAGUUGUGUUGUUAAGGUUGGUGAUGAGAAUUUUAAUAAUUAUCCUGAUGAGAAAAGUACACCAGAGGAAGCAGCAGAGUCAGUUGCAAAAUUGGCUGUACUGGAAUUAACAAAACUGAAUAAAAGCCUUUCAGCUCAGAGCGGUACUACAACUGACAGAAAUGUAAUUAUAAGAAGAGUUAGCCAGAUAGUUAAAGAUUACGAGAGUGGACUGUUCAUUACACAAGUUCCUGUGGAGUAUACAAAAAGGCAUAGUGAAUCUCUUCCUGACAACUGGGAGAAAAUAAUUAGUAACUGCCCAACCAUAUCCAUGGAUACGAUAGCAGGAAAGACAAUUCUGUGGCCAGUACAGGCUUCACAAGAAACACAGCAACAGACGACAUUCCAAAGCCAGACUGAAAGUACUAAAGUGGAGAAACAAGCAGUGCCUCCCCUUAUUGAGUUUCCAGCAGACAAGAUUUGGGAUGUAUAUGUUACGAGUGCAGUAUCUACAGAUGAAGUGUGGGUUCGCCUUAUUGGUGAGAUGUAUAGUGAUCGCUUUGAAAAAAUGGCGAGUGAAAUGGAAGAUUUCUACAGCCAAAAGAAGAUGACUGCCCUGAAUCUGAGAGAUGGUUUAUUUUAUGCCAUUGAAUCUGAUGACUGCUGGCACCGUGUAGAACUUCUGGAAGUAAAUGGAGAUGAGGCAUCUGUGUAUUACAUUGAUCAUGGUGAUGAAGACACAGUACCAUGUGAUAAGCUUUGCGUGUUGGACCCUCAAUUCGCAGCUCUACCCCAACAGGCUGUUGUAUGUAGUCUAGCAGGCAUGGAGGAGUUUCGUGAUGAUGCAUACGCAGUAAGUUUGUUGGAGAAGAUGGUAAUUGGUGGAACAUUUGUUGCUGAAGUAGAACCAAAUGCAGAAAAAGUUGCACUUGUGCUGUUUGACACAAGCACCGAUGAAGAUAUAAACAUGAACCAGUUGUUAAGUAACAAGAUACGUCAACAUCAGUUCACUCCAGAACUGCCUCAGGUGGACACAGUGAAGGAUGUUUUCAUUAGUAGUAUAGCUCAUAAUGGAGAUGUCCAUAUACAGAUGAGUUUAAAACCUCUAGAUUAUAUAACUAGUCAAAUACAAUCAAUUUUAGAAGCAGCUGUGAAUGAGUAUCUGCCCAAAGCCUCAGAAGUCAGAAGAAAAGCAGAUGACCUAUAUUUAGCUCCCUAUGCUUCAGACAAUUCUAUGUACCGUGCAAAAAUUGUGGAGGAGUACCCUGCAACAAAUGAGGCAGACAUCAUAUUUGUUGAUUAUGGUAACAUAGAGCGGGCCCGUCUUGACAGUCUUAUACUUCUGGAAAAUGUAGAUGAUGAACUGAAGAGCAUUCCACAUCAGGCAAUUAAGGUGAACAUGCACAAUUUACCAUCAUCAGUAUUCAAUGAAAAGGUUGCAAAUAGACUUCUGGAGCUUGUUCCGCAGACAGAUACUGUGCUCAUGAAAGUUAUAACACCAGGCACUGACACAGAAGCACCUACAGUGGAGCUCUUCAAACGGUUCACAGAUGAAAAACUGUUAGUGUCUAUCAACAACACACUAGCAUUGGAUCCAGACUUAAUAAGGUCAUCUGAAACAAGUUCUGGUACAGAUCCGCAACGUAAGAAACGUGCGGAACGUUCUCAGUCUGUACCAUCUGCAGGGAAAAGUCCAGAUGAACGUUACAGUGAAACUGGUGUUGUCCGCACUCCUGGAAUACCACCACCAUUAAUACCGAAAGUGAAUACUGUAUUUGAUAUUCAUGUAACAAUGGCUUCAAACCCCAGCAACUUUAUGGUACAAGCUUAUGAAAACCUUGCAGCACUUGAUGAAAUGAUGGACAAACUCCAAGAGAGGUACAAUGAAAUUGGUGGUAGCUCAGUUCCACAAAGUAUAGUUGAGGGAGAAUUUUAUGCAGUUCUUCAUUCUGACCAGCUCUGGUACAGAGGCAAAGUCAUAAGCGUUAUGAGCGAUUCAGUAAUUUCUGUGUACUUCUGCGACUAUGGUGAUGUCUCAGUCCUCUCCCGUGAAAAGUUCAGACUGCUGGCAGAUGAAUUUAAGACUCUGCCACAUCAAGCAAUAAAGGCAAAAUUAUGUGCUGUAAAACCAAUUCAUGGAGACUGGUCCGUGGAGGACUGUCUAUUGUUCCAGAGCUUGGUGGUGGAGAAACAGUUUCCAUCUUUGGUGUUGGAUACAGGUCCAGAUAUUGUAAAUCCUCAUGAUACUGUUCUGGGAUUAAAGUUAAUAGAUACGUCAGGAGAAAAAGAUUUUUGCAUUGAUGAUUUGCUUGUAAAUCAGAACCGUGCAGUACUCGUUUCCAAGGAGCAGCUUUAAAUAUGCAUUCCAAUUUAUGUCUAUGUUGCUCAGAACUUGCAUUAGGAUGCAGUUAGUAUUUAUAUCAGUGGUUGACAAAUAAUACUUGCACUGCAGAUUUCGACUGAAAAUAAUGUUGCUCACAAAACUUCCAUUAUUUAUGUUUACUUGUUAUGGUAAAUAUGUAUUGUAAUGAAGUGUGUAGUUAUUUAUUAUUUCUGUAAUGAGAAUGUAAAACUUUAUUUCCUGUUUACCCUGUUUUCAGUAUAUGUUACAUGGUUAUAACCAGUUUGUGUGGAAUAUAAUCUGACUUCGUGUUUCCAUUUUUACUGAAAUAUUGAAGGGGGAGGGGGUUUCAGAAAGAUCAGAGCAUUCUGUGUUUUGCUUGAAUCUUUAUUUCUUCAUUAAACACUUUGUCAUAACUGAAU
Molecule: messenger RNA, 3885 nt
Organism: Schistocerca cancellata (South American locust)
Lineage: Eukaryota; Metazoa; Arthropoda; Insecta; Orthoptera; Acrididae
Product: tudor domain-containing protein 7-like
Exons: 20
Coding region: 83-3478 (1131 amino acids)
Source: RefSeq, a predicted model, not a curated record